Messenger RNA from Triticum turgidum subsp. durum (durum wheat), 219 nucleotides. Lineage: Eukaryota; Viridiplantae; Streptophyta; Magnoliopsida; Poales; Poaceae. The record is from the annotation of a GenBank genome assembly.
AUGCACCCCAUCAUCGCAGACCUGGCCAAGGCCUAUGUUGGGAAACUGAGAUGUCUGAGGGUAAACACGGUCCAGAACCAGAACCAGGAGGUGGCCAUGAGAUAUGGCAUCAGGAGCAUCCCCACCAUCCUCAUCUUCAAGGAUGGCGAGAGGAAGGAGACGGUCAUCCACACCAUUGCAAACACGGCCAUGGCCACCACAGUCGACAGGUUUUUUUAA